This is a messenger RNA of Nasonia vitripennis (jewel wasp), 4194 nucleotides long. RefSeq names its product DIS3-like exonuclease 2. NCBI's taxonomy places the organism in Eukaryota, Metazoa, Arthropoda, Insecta, Hymenoptera, Pteromalidae. Gene Ontology annotation, biological process: miRNA catabolic process; mRNA catabolic process. The coding region runs from base 636 to 3521 and encodes 961 amino acids. Gene Ontology annotation, molecular function: RNA binding; 3'-5'-RNA exonuclease activity. Gene Ontology annotation, cellular component: P-body; exosome (RNase complex). The record is from RefSeq and is a predicted model, not a curated record. The transcript has 9 exons.
CAUAUUUUUAUAAAAUAGUAUUUUAUUCCUUAUCCAUACACUUUCUUCCUACAAUUGAAUUAAUUUAAACUAUAUAUGAAUUAAAAUAAGUUAGUUUGCGGAACCAAAGUGAGAAAUUUGUCUGUUUAUUAUCGUAUAUUGAUUUUUAAAAUUCAAUUAAUUUUGCAAUAUUUGUGCGCAGUUGCAUGAUUAAUCAUCUCAUUGCGAAAACCCCAAUAUUUGUAUUUCGUUAGAUCAUACAGUACAGUUACGCGCCGCGCUUUUGGCCACCCGCCACCCGCAUCAGGUGUUCUCUGCAUCUGCUCAAAUGCAGUAGACUGUACUGUACGUAGCGUCAGUCAUAGCAUAUAUAUAUAUACGUGUAUCUAUAUAGACGUGCUUGUGAAAAAGAUAAUAAAAAGAUGAAGACAGUAAGUAUAUAUAGAGUGACAUAGGAAUAUCCUCCGUAUGUUACAAAUACUGUCUUUCAAAACACCUUGAAAUCACACAAGCGUCAACACAUUUCUAACCUCGUCAUUCGAAAAAUGCUUUAGAACUCUGGAUUCUUCAAAAUUUCAUAAAAUCCAAAAUUAUUUAAUUCACCACAGAAAAAAUUGGAACGAGUAGAACGACGCAAUAUUUCGUUUGUUUAGACAAUGGCUGCGGGAGGAGGAUAUGCAAAUUUCACUUAUCUGAGGACCAGACGAGGUAAUCGUGGGUCGAGAAAACCUCAAACUCAAAACAGCGAUCAGGAAACUCCUGAGAGUUCAUUGAUCCCAAAGAUCCUGAUCAAGAAGAGGCCACCACGAAGGCCUAAAUUAGAGAAUGGGGCUGAUGCACCGAUUGGAAUGAUUGCUCAGGUCGUUGAGGGUAGCGUAGAAGUUUUACAGACCAUUGAAGACAAUGCAGUUCAAUGUACAGAGAUUAUUGCACAAAAUUCCCAGAUUGAACAAGAGAUCAAACAGACUGGAGAGCAGAUGUCAACACUGCAGUUGAGCGAAGAAUCACUUGUCAGCGAUAAAAAUUCAAGUUCUCUCUCGACACCAGAAAAAGGACCUUUUAUAAGAGAAUGGGAGAAAGGUGAAAAAAGGGUAAGAAAACCCAGGACACGGCAGAAAAAUAUAAAUGGCAUAAUAAAUCAUGAAAAUGAAAAGCCUAAUGCCAUUGAAGAACCAAGUACAAGUAGUUGUGCAAAUGUCAAUCAUGUAAGUAAGAGGAAAGAAAAAGAAGAGAAGCAAAAGCAGAAACAAAUUGAGAAGAGAAUAAAAAAUAAAGUUAAAAAAUCUACUGCCAAUGACAAUAAUUAUCCAAGAGGACAAGGGGAUAAAGGUGGAAGCAUUGAGGAAGAGAAAAUAUUGAAGGAAAAGAGAAAAAGAGAGAAAAAAGUGUUCAACGAGCAUUUGCCCAGUGAAGUGGUGAAACAACUUUUAGCUUUUCAAGAUCCUGAAAAUCCAAAUGUGAUUGAUGGACAUAUUCGUAUAAACCCUAGAUGUUAUCAAAAUGCUUAUGUUUCUUUAGCUACUGGUGACCAAGAUUUAUUGAUUGUUGGUUUGAAAGAUCGUAAUAGAGCUCUUGAAGGUGAUUUGGUUGCUGUCAUUAUCAAUCCUAAAGAUAAGUGGUUCCGGUUAACUGAAACUACUUGGCAGAGGACAGGAACCGUUUUGAGUAUUUUAGAGAAAGCCCAUCCAAGAAAAGCUGUAGGAUACCUAAAAAAACAAGACGUUUUUGUCUUUCUUCAACCUAGAGAUUCAAGAGUGCCACAGUUGAGAAUCAAUCCAAAAACAGUUCCUAAACAUUUUUAUGAUAAUCCGGACCAAUUUAAGGAGACAUUAUUUUUAUGUGAUAUUGUUGACUGGAAAAAAGUAGCUUUUGCUGAAGGAGAAAUCGUGCAGAUUGUGGGAAGCAAAGGAGAUUUGAGUGUCGAGACGAAGGCAAUAUUGCUUGAAAAUGAUUUAAUUUUGACACCAUACGAAGACGAAUUAUUGCAAGAUCUCCCACCUUCAGAUUACAUUCCAACUGAAGCAGAUCUAGCAGAUAGAGAAGAUUUACGGGAAACAUGCAUUUUUACAAUUGAUCCUGCCACUGCUGUAGAUUUAGACGACGCUAUGUCCUGCAAACUCCUCGAAAAUGGAAAUUUCGAGGUUGGAAUUCACAUAGCCGACGUAACACAUUUCUUAGAAGCAUUCUCACCCUUGGACAAAAAAGUAGCAGAGCGAGCUACUACAGUGUACAUGGUUGACAAUGUUUAUCAUAUGCUGCCGAAACAAUUAUGCUUAGCUUGUUCGUUACUGCCAGGACAAGAUAAAUUGGCCUUCUCUGUUAUUCUAGAGAUGACUCCAAGCGCCGAAAUCGUCAGUUCUCGUUUCGCGAAAACUGUGAUAAAUUCUUGCUGUCAGAUGGCUUACGGACAGGCUCAGAUAAUGAUUGACGAUGAGUCGUACGACUGGGAAAAAGACGGCAGCUUAACAAUAGCUGGAAACUACAAACCAUCCGAUUUGGUUAAAGUAGUGAGAAAUCUUUACAACAUAUCUAUGGAGUUGAAAAGGAAAAGGUUCGACGAGGGUGCGUUGAGAAUCGAUCAGCCAAAAUUGAUAGUAUUUUUGGACAAAGAUACGCGACUGCCCUCUUCUUAUAAACUUGAAGAGAGAAUAGAAAGUAAUAGUCUUAUAGAAGAAUUCAUGUUGCUGGCAAAUAUGACAGUGGCUAAAUACCUCUACGAAACGUUGCCAGAGGUGUCUCUCUUACGUUCGCAUCCGGAGCCAUCGAUGCGAAUACUUCAGAAAACGCGCAACUUACUUAAGAAAUUCGGAGUCCAUUUGGACGUCGAAUCUGCCGGUACAUUGCACAAAACCCUUAGCAAGUAUCAAGUCAACUUGAAUGAUAGCGGGAACGACGGAAGCUUGGACGUGGCUUAUUACAAUAUGAUGGUGAUAAACAGCCUUUGUGCUAAAUCCAUGACGCGUGCAGUGUACAAAUGUUCAGCAUCGGUCAAAACAAAAGAAGCUUUGAGGCAUUAUGCGCUGAAUGCCGAAUAUUACACACACUUCACCUCUCCGAUAAGGAGAUAUCCUGACUGCGUGGUGCAUCGUCUGCUCUACGCAUCUAUAAAGAAUCAGCCUCUUCCAUCUGAAUGGUCUUCCAAAAUUUGCGCUCGAGUUGCGACGAACUGCAACACGAAAAAAUACUUGGCAAAGAUGGCCCAAGAGCAGAGCAACGCUCUGUACUUCACGUACAUGUUGGACCUGCGGGGCUCGAUGAACGCUCUAGCCAUUGUGAUGGAUGUAAAGGAGAGAUCGGCCGAUGCAAUGCUUUGUGACACAGGUCUAAAGGUUCGACUUUACUUCUCCGAUACGAUUGAGGAGACCACGACCGAGUUCACAACAAAUGAUGAAGUACCGACUGUCAAGUUAACAUGGAAAGAGCGCCAGGUUGACCAGGUCAUAAAUAUCUUUACUAUUCUUCCUGUAAAAAUAACAAAGCACCCACAGCUGUUCAGACUGCAAGGAAUUAUACUACCUCCAGUAAAAAUGGAACAAGAUUGAAUAUUGUACAUAAAUAUAUACAGUAUAUGUACAUUUUAUUUAAUGUCGGUUGAUUUAUACCGAGCAAUAAUUUAUUUGUCAAUAGAAAUUUCCUGAAAUAGGAUGCUAGUAAAUCAAUUAUAUCGAAAAUUUUAUGCAUGAAAAUUUAUUUAUAGAGAAGUUUUAUCGAUUUACAUACUAGCGAAAUUUACGAUACAUAGAACAAAUCAUUCAGUAUUUGCUGUUAAUAAUCAGUAUAGUAGAGCUAAUUUAUAAAUAAAUAACUUUUUUUUUAUGUAAAUAAACUUUUGUGACAGAAAACCUUUGUAAGUUUAUUUUAAACCAUUUAAAAUCAUGGUAAUAAUGCGUUUAUAUUUAUUUUAUAUUAGUCUUUUUUACAUACUCACAUUCUCGCGCUCAUACACACAUCGAGGAAAAACUUUUAUAUUAAUUUACUAUCGUUACUUUAACUUUGAAAAUUGGUGACAACGAUAGGUAUACCGCUACAUGUACAUACUCUUACGAAUGAUUCGCUUUCAUAUCAUCAGUAUAUAAAAAUACCAUUCAUAUGCAUAUCUAACUUCUUUUUACAAUAUACAGACCUUUACUUUCACUACUUAUUGAUAAGUUUAAAAUUUUAGCAAAUUUUUCCUGUUAAUAGAGAUAUGGAUUAAAUGAGUUGAAAGUGAAUAAA